CUUCUAUGACAAGCUACCAUUAUCAUCUCUCUGCACACAGUGUCUCUAACAACCACCACCUCUCUUCCUGAGAGAAAUAUUCGGCGACUGAAACACAGAGUGAGUUUAAUUCAACUGCCCUAACUCCUGAGAGAGAGAUGGAGCAGGACUACCUCUUGGACUUUGAGGACUACUUCCCUUCUAUGAUUGCACGCAUGGGAGCGGAAGGGUUCAUUGGAGAGCUCUGCAACGGGUUCCGCUUGCUCAUGGACGUGAAUAAGGGCCUCAUCACCUUCGAGAGCCUCAAGCUCAACUGCUACCUGCUCGGCCUCGACGUCAUGGACGACGAGCUCGCCUGCAUGCUCAUGGAGGGCGAUUUGGACGGCGAUGGCGCUCUAAGCCAAAUGGAGUUUUGCAUUCUCAUGUUUAGGCUCAGCUCUUGCUUGUGCACUCCUCACGGUGGUGGUGGUGGUGAUGGUGGUAGUGGUGGUAGUGGUGGGGAUCCCAUGUUGAUGAAUGUAAUGUAAAAAUACUAUUACUAUUACUCUCUUCUUCUUCUUUUUUUGUUGUAAAAUAGUUGCAUUUAAGAUUUGAACGAUCUCAUGCAUAUUAUCUCAAACCCCCCCUGCUAGUAGGCUGACCCUGCUGAUUCUCAUCCUUCUCCUCCUCUCUGUUUUAAUUUCUCUUACUCAAUUGCAUAGCAUUUUCCUUAAUUGGGCUUAGAGAAUUCUUCAAUUUCAGAGAAGAAUUAAUGAUGCUGUUGUGACUUUUGUCAUUUGUAAUUCAAAUAAAAAAAUGUCCUUCUGUAAUUUCUCUCUCUUUGUUAAUUUCAAUGUAAUGAUGUGAAUGAUUGCCUCAUUUGUGUGCAUGAUUGAUUAUUCAGUA
This is a messenger RNA of Glycine soja, 864 nucleotides long. RefSeq names its product calcium-binding protein KRP1-like. Gene Ontology annotation, molecular function: calcium ion binding. Lineage: Eukaryota; Viridiplantae; Streptophyta; Magnoliopsida; Fabales; Fabaceae. The coding region runs from base 138 to 506 and encodes 122 amino acids. The record is from RefSeq and is a predicted model, not a curated record. The transcript has a single exon.